Messenger RNA from Vombatus ursinus (common wombat), 5647 nucleotides. It is a transcript of the gene RBPJ, whose product is annotated as recombination signal binding protein for immunoglobulin kappa J region. Gene Ontology annotation, molecular function: RNA polymerase II cis-regulatory region sequence-specific DNA binding; DNA-binding transcription activator activity, RNA polymerase II-specific. Lineage: Eukaryota; Metazoa; Chordata; Mammalia; Diprotodontia; Vombatidae. The transcript has 12 exons. Gene Ontology annotation, cellular component: MAML1-RBP-Jkappa- ICN1 complex; nucleus. Gene Ontology annotation, biological process: Notch signaling pathway; regulation of transcription by RNA polymerase II. Bases 230 to 1690 code for a protein of 486 amino acids. The record is from RefSeq and is a predicted model, not a curated record.
CGGGGAUCUCGCGAGGGUUAGAGUUUUGGCGAGAGUUUGUGGAAGAUGGCGCCUGUUGUGACAGGUUAUUGAAAUUUUGUAUGAGACUGACAUUGAAAUGGAAGCAUUAUAGUUCUUCGGAGCCAUUAUGAUCUCCAAAGGAAAGGAGAAUGAUACACUGGCUGAGGUGUUUUGAGGUGCAUCGAAGUGUGCCGAGCCGUGGCUCACCUUAACAUGUUCUUGAAGUACCAUGGCGUGGAUUAAAAGGAAAUUUGGUGAACGGCCUCAACCUAAACGACUUACUAGGGAAGCAAUGCGAAACUAUCUGAAGGAGCGAGGUGAUCAAACCGUACUAAUCCUCCAUGCAAAAGUUGCACAAAAGUCUUAUGGAAAUGAAAAAAGGUUUUUUUGUCCUCCUCCUUGUGUAUAUCUUAUGGGCAGUGGAUGGAAGAAAAAAAAAGAGCAAAUGGAACGUGAUGGUUCUUCUGAGCAAGAAUCUCAGCCAUGUGCAUUUAUUGGAAUAGGAAACAGUGACCAAGAAAUGCAGCAGUUGAACUUGGAAGGCAAGAAUUAUUGCACAGCCAAAACACUGUAUAUAUCUGAUUCAGACAAGCGAAAGCAUUUCAUGUUAUCUGUAAAAAUGUUCUAUGGCAACAGUGACGACAUUGGUGUGUUCCUCAGUAAACGGAUCAAAGUCAUCUCUAAACCUUCUAAAAAGAAGCAGUCAUUGAAAAAUGCUGACUUAUGCAUAGCUUCAGGAACAAAAGUGGCAUUAUUUAAUCGACUUCGAUCACAAACAGUCAGCACCAGAUAUUUACAUGUAGAAGGAGGGAAUUUCCAUGCCAGUUCACAACAGUGGGGAGCAUUUUAUAUUCAUCUCUUGGAUGAUGAUGAAUCAGAAGGAGAAGAAUUCACAGUGAGAGACGGCUAUAUCCAUUAUGGACAGACUGUCAAACUUGUGUGUUCAGUUACAGGCAUGGCACUCCCGAGAUUGAUUAUUCGAAAAGUUGAUAAACAGACCGCAUUACUAGAUGCAGAUGAUCCAGUGUCACAGCUUCAUAAAUGUGCAUUUUAUCUUAAGGAUACAGAAAGAAUGUAUUUGUGCCUUUCCCAAGAGAGAAUAAUCCAAUUUCAAGCCACUCCAUGCCCAAAAGAACCAAAUAAAGAGAUGAUAAAUGAUGGAGCUUCAUGGACAAUCAUUAGUACAGAUAAGGCAGAAUAUACAUUCUAUGAGGGUAUGGGACCUGUCCAUGCUCCAGUAACACCUGUGCCUGUUGUAGAAAGUCUUCAGUUGAAUGGUGGUGGAGAUGUAGCAAUGCUAGAACUUACAGGACAGAAUUUCACUCCAAAUUUACGUGUCUGGUUUGGCGAUGUGGAAGCUGAAACUAUGUACAGAUGUGCAGAGAGCAUGCUUUGCGUUGUCCCAGACAUUUCUGCAUUCCGAGAAGGCUGGAGGUGGGUUCGGCAGCCGGUCCAAGUCCCAGUAACUUUGGUUCGUAAUGAUGGAAUAAUCUAUUCUACCAGCCUGACCUUUACAUACACACCGGAACCAGGGCCACGGCCACACUGCAGUGCAGCAGGAGCGAUCCUUCGAGCCAAUUCAAGCCUAAUGGCCACUAACGAGUCAAACACAAACAGCGAGGGAAGUUACACAAAUGUCAGCACAAAUCCAACCAAUGUCACAUCAUCUGCAGCAACAGUUGUAUCCUAACCACUGUUGUGACCUAGGACUUAUCCUGACUGUCCAGUGCUGCAAAUGAGAAAACUGAACAAGCUUUUGUGGCUGCUUGGGAAAACUCUCCAUUCUGAGCAAUCUUCUUUGAGCUCCAUUACCUGCAAGUACUGAUUUGGAAAAGAAGAAGCCACAAUAAAAAAAAAAAGUCAAAAUAUAAAACUUUAUUGGGAAUCUAUUUUUCAGCUGGGUUUUUGGUUUUUUGUUUUGUUUUUGUUUUUGUUUUUGUUUUUUUUAAUGGGCAAGAAAUAGAAAUGUGGCUGGGACAAAGUUUAGAAAACAAUGAACAUCACAUAGUUUUUAUGGACCAAGGAACUUGUAUAAGCUUUAGUAAAAGGUACAUUUUCACCAUACCUUUUUUGUAUCACAACAUAUAGUACACUUUUGUUACCAAAUAGUUUAUUUUUUUUUUCUCCGAGCUAUUGCUCUGAAGUAUAAUCAGGUUUCAUACCUGACCAUACUUUUAUAAUCUAAUUACCAUAUUCUUCCAGUUUAAAAAAAAUAUAUAUAUUUUUGGUCUGUGGCUGGAACUGUUCCUUUUUUAAACUGAAGUCUUGUGACUUUUUAUGAACUGAAAUUGUUUUGAUUUCAGCAAGUAGAACCUUGUAAAGGCCAGCAUAUUUUUUUUAAGAUUAUAUGAAGUCUGUGCAAAAGCUUUAAAAAAAAAAAUGCCUCUGCCUUGCCUGCAAUACAUGCAAUGUAUGUUAACUUAGUGCUUUAUUUUUCCCGUCAUUGUCAAUAGUUAUUUGUGUUUUCCUUUUUUUAAAAAAAAAAUGUAUUUAUAGUGAUAACUCAAGAAGUUCUAACAUUUACAUGAACUUAUAUGUGACCAUCUAGUCAUGUUAAUGACUGUUCAUGUUACAGAAAAUGUUGGUUUUUGAAGGGUUUUUGUAUUUUUUCUUUCGAAUCACAAAUGCAACCAUCUGUUCCAGGAUCUUUUCAAGUUUUUAUUCACUUCUAAUCUUGUACAUAACUUGUAUUAUGUGUAAGUUAAACAUUUUAUUUUGAAUGUGGAAUGUUCCCAAUGGCUUCUUUUGGCAGCGUGUUUUUUGCCUUCUUGACUGGUGACAAAAGUAUCAUGCAAAGUAUUUGCUACCAGUAGGACUGGUAGGUGGUGACCCUUAUUGUAUAGUGAGAAAAAUCUCUACAAAAGCAUGUUUUUAUUCCCUUUACAUCUUUUUUUUUCUAAGUAGCAUAGGCCAAACAUUGGUGUAAUCCUAAAAUGAUAAGAUGCUUUUGUUAGAUGAUCAACUGAAAUAGCUGGAAUACAUUACUUAGAAAUGGAUAGUUGUAAGAUACAAUUGUAACCUAUCCCUUCUUCUUCUGUUUUCUCACCCCCUUCUGCUUUACCGCUCUCAAAUACCAGUCAUCUCCAACAUUAUCCUCUCUUCUCCCUCCAGAUAUUAUCCAUCCCCGGACGGUUUUGUUUCCUUUCCCUUUAAUUAAGAUUUGGUUGCGUUCAGUGGGUUUUUGUAGGCUUUGCACUCUAAGCUUACCAUUUUUACAUUGUCUCCAUUCCUGUACUGUGACUGCACAUUUGUUCAGUUUCUUAGAGGUGACUGACAGCAGAACCAUUGAGUAUAUGAGUACUAGACCUGCAUGUGCAGUAUUACAGAAUAUUGUUUAGCAAUGCAGUCAUCCUUUCUUAGAGUAAAAACUACCUCUGCAUUGUGGUGAGCUUUUAAACUGUCCCAUAAAAAAAGAGCCACAGUACCUUCAGAAUGCAAACUCAUAAUUCCUUGCAGUGUUGACCAUAGAAACCAUCACCAUCAGGGUCCCUAGACUCUUUCAGUAGGUUUCCAUUCACCAUUUUUUAAAAGGGGGAGGAGGAAGCCCAUUUUAGGACAUUUUCUCUUUCUCAGUCUUUGUCUUCCUUAUUCCCUGUUUUGCUUGGGCUGUGCCUCUGUAAAUGUUGUUUUUAUCUAUGUUAAUGAUUUUGUCUUCCAUUUUCAAAGAAAAAAAAUUAAUUUGGUUGUUAAAUCAGUACCACUGUGUUUUUCUUCUACUAUAAGCCUGCCUAAUUAUUCAUAGGCUUUUUUAUAUGACAUGUAUUCUUUUGUCCUACAAUCUUAUUAUAAAUGCGAGCCCCUCGUACUAGCGAAUACUGCCUCACUCACCGUCUAUCUGUUCCAGUGACCAAGGGCGGAUCUCAUGUGGCCUUAUCUUUCUUUGUUUUAAACUGUUUACUGGCAUUCACUUGCAAACUGUUUACUUGUCUUUGCCCUACUUAAUUUUUUUUCUCUUAUGGCUACAGUCUUUACACAAUGUACACAAUGUUUUUGUUUGAAGCGUGCUAAGAUUUUCAGUACUAUUUUACUUAAUAAUUGUCCACAAGUUUCCUUCACUUAAUAGUUUUGAUAUUCAAUUAUGAAAUUAUAUUGGAUUUACUCUGAUGCCAGUAACAACAGAUAAAUGGUAAGAGCAAACCGUGUCUUACCAGUGUAUGAAAUCACAGCUUUUCUCCUUUAAAAUAAUACUUUGGAAAAUUUUUUGGAAAUUUUUCCCUAUUAGACAAUACAAAACUUUUCAUCUUUUGCCUUGUGUUUACCAUUUUUUUGUUUUAAAUACCUUUUUUCCCCCCAGCAGCUUUGUUCAUUUGCAUAUUAUAUACAAUAUUCCUGGGUUUUUAAAAGUUCCCAGAAACUUCUUAUAACAAAAAUGUGUUUUUCCCUACCUGUCUUUCCCAGCCUUUGUACUAUGUGCUGGGGGGAAUGAGGGGAAAGAAAGAUAGGGAGGGUAUGGGGAUUUUUGUCAUAGCUUGUCUUUGUCAGGACUUUUUUUUCUUUAAUAUUACUUUUACUUAAAAAAAAAAACCUAUUCUUCAGUUUUCUAUUCUUAUGAAACAUGUAUUCCAUAUCAGUACCCCUUUUAAACAUAUUUUCAGUUAUUAAUGAAACUCAAAUGCUAAUUUUUGCUUCUUCCUAAUGUUGUUCUGAAAAGGUGGUCCUUUUCAUGAUAAAGGCUGUCACUAGAAUGUUAAAUUCCUUUAACAAACAUAAAUGGUAUGUUCAGGUAUGUGUUUUUCAGCAGUAUGCCUUGUGUACUUUUGUGCAGUUUCUCAAAAUAUACAUAGAAAUUUGAGUCCAUGUUCCAAAAAAGGUUUUUAAUAGUUCAGUAAUUAACAUUGAACUUAGUACAUAAACUAAGAAAAUGAGAACAAUCCUCAUAAAGAUCUAUUCUAAACAGUUUCAAAAUUGAACACUAGUAUAAUAAUAUGUUAAUGUGCUGCUGCUAACUUCUAAAUCUUUGGCAUCUGAAGUCUCUCCAGCUAAAUGAGUGAUUAUUUAUUUCACUUUCACUGCACAGACUCAUUUGAGAACCAACUUGUUAGUUUUUUUUAAAAUGAACCUGGUAUCAUCUCUUCUCACAUAGAAAAUUUCCAAUGUAUGUCCUGACAAAGGAAACCAGCUAACCAUUUAAAACCAAAUUAUGGCAGGAGGAACUGGGGUCAGGGAGGGGAGAGGUGGUCUUUCAUGAAACAAAAUAUCUAAUUAUUAACUGAAGUAUUUACUUUUUCUUUCAAAAGCAGCUGUUUCUGAUGAGUACUGAACAAAUGUGUGUAAUUUUCUGUGCCAGAUUCUUUACUUUGUUUUCAAGCACUGUAAUGUGGGAUUGAGUGGCAGCUUUGUUAGAAAACAGUAAUAUAUUAGGGUUUCUAUUUAACCCUUUCAGGACUGAACUAUUUCUCUCUUCAUUCAUUUCAAUGUUGUAAUAAACAUUUGCCAGCAUUUAGUACUGUCGUGGUCCAGAUGUAAGUUACGUGCUCAUUUUUAGCUUAUUUCUUGUACCUUGCAGCAUGCUAUCUGCAUUCAGUCCUUAAGGGGUUAUAAUCUACAAACCGUACACCUGUAAGGUUUAUUAGCAAUAAGGUAGAAAAUUGAGCAAGUUUUUACCAUAAUUUUGUAGAAAAAAAUGAAUCUGCUCAGUUCCAUUUCU